GUUGCAGAUUUAGUUUUAUUUUGCAAAUGCUUCAUAAUGAGUACAAGUCAAGAUGCCGGAGAAAUUCGGCGCUUGGAUGAAACAGUUGUAAAUCGCAUAGCAGCUGGAGAAGUUGUUCAGAGGCCUGCCAAUGCACUCAAGGAGUUGCUAGAGAACUGCUUGGAUGCCAAAAGCACACAAAUCUCAGUCAUAGUGAAACAAGGAGGGCUUAAAAUCCUCCAGAUCCAGGACAAUGGCACAGGUAUCCGCAGGAGUGACCUCGGGAUUGUUUGUGAACGUUUCACCACCAGCAAACUACGCGAAUUCAAUGACCUGAAACAGAUCAGCACUUAUGGCUUCAGGGGUGAGGCACUCGCUUCCAUCAGUCACGUCGCCCAUCUCACCAUCUUGACUAAAACCAAGGAUGAUCAAUGUGCUUGGAAAUGCACAUACUUGGAUGGCAAGCCUAAAGCUCCACCGAAGCCCUGUGCUGGCAACCAAGGCACGCAGAUCACUGUAGAGGACCUCUUCUAUAACAUCUCCAUCAGGAGGAAAGCUCUUCGCAGCCCGGCUGAGGAACACGCUCGUAUUGCUGAGGUAGUGAGCCGAUAUGCCGUCCACAACGCAACCGUGGGCUUCAGUUUGAAGAAGCAAGGAGAAAACUCCGUGGACCUCCGCACGCCUCCCAACUCCACGCCAGAGGAGAAUAUACGCAUUGUUUUCGGCAGCGCCAUUGCAAAUGAACUUUUGCCAAUAUCGUUUUCUGAUGAGCGGCUGCAAGUGAAAUGCUCAGGCCUCGUUACGAACGCAAACUACUCCUGCAAGCGGUGCGUCAUGCUGCUCUUUAUUAACCACAGGCUUGUAGACUCCGUAGGUAUACGUAAAGGCAUAGAAGGCGUAUAUGCAGCUUACCUGCCCAAGCAGACACAUCCUUUUAUUUAUCUCAGCCUGGAAAUAGCUCCCCAGAACGUUGAUGUCAAUGUACAUCCUACCAAACAUGAGGUGUGCUUCUUGCAUGAAGAGGCCAUUAUUGAAGCUGUGUCUAAAGCUGUCGAUGAGAAGCUGCUUGGUGCUAACCAGUCCAGAACAUUUUACACUCAGUCUCUGCUGCCGGACGCCGCUGGCCUGGCAGGGGGCGGCGCUAAAAAGUCCCUCACUGAAGCCCGCCCCAAAGACGACGGGGGUCGCGUCUAUGACCACAGCCUCGUGCGCACCAACGCAAAGGACCAGAAGCUCACCAAGUUCCUGUGCAGGAACGACAACGAUGACUCGGACGCUGCCAAGCUGCAGGCUACAGCUUCUGCCGCGACAGCGUCUUCAUCGCCAACACCUGAGUCGUCCACUCGUCGCGUGCUGCGCCUCACAAGUGUCAGCAAUCUGCUGAAGGAGGUCAAUACUCGCUGCCACGAGGGUAUCCGAGAUAUCCUGCGCAACCAUACCUUUGUUGGUUGUGUUGAUAACCACCUGGCUCUUAUACAACACCACACCAGUCUCUAUCUCACACGCACCCAGCAUUUGUGCGAGCAGAUGUUCUACCAGAUUCUUCUAAACGACUUCGGAAAUUUCGGCGUGUUGAAAUUUUCGUCGGCGGCGAGUCUGAGCGAGCUGGCCGUGCUUGCUCUAGACCAGCCUGAGAGUGGCUGGUGCGAGGCCGACGGCUCUAAAGAAUCUCUGGGUGACUACAUUAAAAAGUUCCUCUGCUCCAAAGCUGCCAUGUUGGAGGAUUACUUCAGCAUCACCAUAGACGAACACGGCAACCUGUGCUCCAUUCCCUACCUUAUAGAUGAUUUUGUGCCUACUAUGACGGGCCUGCCUAUGCUGGUGGUGCGUCUGACGACGGAGGUGAACUGGGACACGGAAGAGGAUUGUUUCAGGAGCAUCUGCCAGGAGCUGGCUCGCUUCUACGCCAGCCCGCCCCGUCCGGAGCACCAGGACUCACAGGAGGAGGAAUCGGGAGCGCAGUCGAAGUGGUGCUGGAUGACGGAGGAGCUGUUGUACCCCGCGCUGCGUCAGCACCUCUUACCGCCCCAGCAUCUCGCCCACGACACUUCCAUUCUCAACAUCGCCGACCUACACAACCUCUACAAAGUCUUCGAGCGCUGCUAAUUAUAACUAGCUUUGUAUUAUACAAACUACAUUAUUAUCAGCCUCACUGACAUUUAUUGAUAAAAUUUUCUGUUAAGCGUCGUACUUUCCUGGGUGUAAAUAUUUGCUAUUGAAUCUCUGAAACUCGUAGGUAAAGUUUAGUCUAAUUUUAGUUAGUAUUCACUUGGCUGAGGCACGUAGGCAAUUUUCCGUCUCUCUCUAUCCUUUAUUUUCAGAUCAUUUUUCAGCAAACUGUGAUAUUCUGUACGGGAUUAUUGUUAAUGCAACUCUGAGUUGAAAAUGGAUUAUAGAUCAUUUUAUAUAGUCAUUUGUUUCUUCUUAGUGGAUGAGGGUGGCAUUUUCUAUUUUUCUUCUAUCACUAGAUUAAAAAAAAGCAGGAUCUUACGUCCAGUUACUCAGAAUUUCUAUCGUAUUGUUAAUUCAAGGUUAAUAUCAAUGGAUUGCGGACCUCCUCUUGCAAGUACCCUACACAUUUGUUAUUUUACUUGUUUGUUUCACCUUUGAGUCAGAGAGGGAAUAGGAUUUUGCAAUGAAAUCAUGUUUCUUAACUUGUGGUGAACGAUUUAUUUUCUAGUUUUCCUUCUUACGAUAUGGCACUUCUUUGCUUCUUUAUUUGUGUCAUUCGACAAAAAAAUGAAAUAGGAUAAAUCAUA
Messenger RNA from Hyalella azteca, 2738 nucleotides. RefSeq names its product DNA mismatch repair protein Mlh1 (gene Mlh1). Gene Ontology annotation, biological process: mismatch repair. The record is from RefSeq and is a predicted model, not a curated record. Gene Ontology annotation, molecular function: mismatched DNA binding; ATP hydrolysis activity; ATP-dependent DNA damage sensor activity. Gene Ontology annotation, cellular component: MutLalpha complex. The transcript has 16 exons. Lineage: Eukaryota; Metazoa; Arthropoda; Malacostraca; Amphipoda; Hyalellidae. The coding region runs from base 37 to 2085 and encodes 682 amino acids.